Molecule: messenger RNA, 4923 nt
Organism: Anarrhichthys ocellatus (wolf-eel)
Lineage: Eukaryota; Metazoa; Chordata; Actinopteri; Perciformes; Anarhichadidae
Gene: pnpla8
Product: patatin-like phospholipase domain containing 8
Exons: 10
Coding region: 295-2358 (687 amino acids)
Biological process (GO): arachidonate metabolic process
Cellular component (GO): membrane
Source: RefSeq, a predicted model, not a curated record
UUCUUCCUGUUUUCUUUUUUUCUCUAACAAACAGUUAUUAUGCGUACAUAGGCUGUACCAGUCCAGCACCACAUUGAAUGAAAUGUCCGGUCAACAUAUUCAACCGUCUUGGUUUUGUAUGGAAACAUUAAAACAAGCAGCAAAAUGACCCUCUGAAAUGGAAUUUCUACCCAAAACCUGCUGAUGGCAGAUAGUCUGCCACAAUGAUGCAUCAUUUAUGCACAGACAUUAAGCAUCCAAUUGCCAGAUAAACUUCAAGUUCUCCACCGCUGUUCCAAGUGAGCCAGCGAACGCAUGUCGCGAAUCAGGACCACACUGGACAGCGUCACCAAGGCAGUAGGCAGCACUGACCUCAUCUCCAAGUUCUCCCGCCUCAAGCCUGGAAGUGCGGCAGUCGACAGCACCCAAGCGGAAAAGGUUCUGGUCAAAGCCGAGACCUUAACCUCUAACAACACAGCUACGGCCUCGCCACCUGAAACCACCAUGAAGGAAGAAACAGCUCUGUCCACCAACAUGGAUGAGACCUACAGAACUCUAGCUCAGCACAUCAAUAGUUACUUUGGCACCAGCAAUCAAGAGGAAGAAGGAGACAACAGACCUCCACAGCGGCAGCAUUCUGAGCCCACUCUCAGUGCUGUCGCUCGGACAACUCGGGACCCCAUUCCUAUUUUGUCGACAGUGGCAGAGGCUAAAAGUAUUGAAGCACCCACUUCCUCUCCUCCCCCUCCAUCUCCAUCAGAAGAGCUCGGCUCCCCAGCAGGGAUGCCCUCCUCUGAAAUCCCUGCCACUCAAAGCGCAGCUCAGUCCACCCCUGCGUCUGCUACCGCCUCUAAAAAAGGCUUCACCCAUUACCUCUCCUACCCUCGGCCCACCGUUCAGGCGUUCGUCGGCAGCUACAUCACACCCCUGGUCCCGAAAUUCAGAGGUGAUUCCAAGAGCAUCGCAGCCGAAAGAGACAAGUCUUCGGCAGUCGCCGUGGAGGAGCCCGCUGUGGACAAGGCAAGACAGAAGACAGACGGCGAGGAGGAGAAAGUGAAGCAGCAGCUGUUGACUCAAAGAGAGAAGAUAGCAGCCAGGGUGGGUGUGGACAACAGGACCAGAGCUCUGGUGAAAGGCCUGCAGAGAGUCACUGAUGUCAAGCUUCUCACCAGUCGGGUGGAGGAGCUCAGUGUUCACCUCCUGGAGUUCCCCGAGACACGAGGUGUAGCUAUCACGGAGAGUGUGCUGCCCUGCCUGCUGCGAUUGCGCCAGGCCAGAGACCCGCCUCUUCAGGCUGCUGUGAGAGAAGCUCUGGCCCUGGUUGGCUACGCCGAACCAGUCAAAGGCAGAGGAAUUCGGGUCCUGGCCAUAGACGGAGGCGGAACAAGGGGACUGCUGGCCCUGCAAACGCUCCAGAAACUGCAGAACCUGACUGGCAAACGAAUCCACCAGCUGUUUGACUACAUCUGUGGCGUCAGCACAGGUGCCAUUUUGGCCUUCAUGCUGGGAAUUUUUCAGAUCCCCGUAGAGGAGUGCGAGGAGAUGUACAGGAAGCUGGGCUCGGAUGUGUUCAAACAGAAUGUCAUCGUCGGAACCGUUAAGAUGGGCUGGAGCCAUGCGUUCUAUGACAGCGAAAUAUGGGAAAACAUCCUCAAGGAACGGAUGGGUGAGGGGCGUAUGAUUGAGAGUGCCAGGGACCCACACUGCCCUAAAGUGUCAGCAGUGAGCACCAUUGUGAACAGGGGUUUACCUCUGAAGGCCUACGCGUUCAGGAACUACACACUCAUGCCAGGAGUGAGAUCCCACUACAUCGGACACUGCAACCACAAAAUGUGGCAGGCCAUCAGGGCCUCUUCUGCCGCUCCAGGCUACUUCAAGGAAUUCGUCCUGGGAAAAGACCUGCAUCAGGAUGGAGGACUACUCAUCAACAACCCCACAGCUUUGGCCAUCCACGAGUGUAAGUGUCUGUGGCCAAACACGCCGCUGCAGUGCGUGUUGUCUCUGGGCACCGGGCGGUACGAGACGGCGGGCAACAACAGCACGGCCUACACGAGCCUCAAGACCAAGCUCAGCCACGUCAUCAGCAGUGCCACAGAUACCGAGGAGGUACACACCAUGCUGGACGCACUCCUGCCCCCCGACACGUACUUCCGCUUCAACCCCUACAUGAGCGAGGACAUCCCGAUGAACGAGAGCCGCGCGGAGAAGCUGAACUUCCUCAAGGGUGAGGGGGAGCGCUACCUGGAGCGCAACGAGGCCAAGCUGAGGAAGGUGGCCGGCGUGCUGGGCCAGGAGAAGAGCACCAUCCAGAGGCUGGCCGAGUGGACCAAGCUCAAGGCUAACAUGUACGAGGGCCUCCCCUUCGUCUCCAAGCUGUAGUUGGUGGCUCGCCAACUGUUUGUCCACAAGUGAGUUUUUAAGGUAAGAAGACACGGGCUGUAAAAACUCUCACGGUAUGAAAGAUUAAGGGGAAAACUUUUGAUCAUCAUCUAAAAAGGACUGUUUGAGAAAUGUAUAACAAUGUUGAUUCAUUAAACGAGGCAAUAGUAUUCUGUAAAUAGUGUGAAAUUAAAUAUGUGCUGUAAUUUGUUCUUUGUGAGACACGAUGUGUCUAAUAUGGAGACAGAAUUAUAUAAUUUGAAAAGAAUUAAGCAAGUUUUGACACUCUGAUGAAAUGUGUGUGUUCAUAAAUUUAUGAAUUUUUAGCUGGUUUAAAAAGUGUUGAUUGACUGAACGCACAAUGGCGGUAAUGUGCCACGAAUACAUGACCAUAUUAUGACUGUAGUUAUUUUGUAAAAAACAACAAACACUGAUUUUCAUUUUCAGUAACUUGAAUACAUUAAGAUGUAAUUAAUACACGAUUGCACAGUGAAAACAUAAACACCCUCUUCAUAACACUGUACAGAAGAAAGCCCUCAUGCACUUUGUAAAAUAAGAAUUCUGAAUCUUGAAAAUGUAAAUAAUAUUUGAUGUAAUUGUCAAUUUAUUUGAGUGCUUGAGUUGCUAGAAUUUGAGAAAAGAAAUCUCUUAAUGCCACUGUGCUGUGUUGACACAGACAGACACUGAACUCUGCUUCCGAUACUUAAGAUAACGUAUCUGUUUUCCUUCAUGACACAAAGCAUGUUCUCCAAUGUGGCCCAUUGUUCAGUAUGACGCUCCCGUGUUCCCACUCUUUAUACAUUUGACACACUUUCUACAUUGUGAGAAUACUAAUUGCCCGGAUUCAUUGCUUGAUGGAAUGCGAAAAAGAAAACAAUGUCAGCAAAAAAAUAAAACUUGGGUUUUCAAAACAGUGAUAAAAUAUUGUUCCCUUUUGACUUCUGUAUGAUUUGUUUUAAAAGUCUGCUUAUAAGGUUAGUGGAUAUAGAAUAUAUGUCACAGGAAUUUAUGUCAUGUUGUUUUAUCUGCUUUUAAAUUCUAAUGCCACACACACACACUUCUCAAAGAGCCCCACAAUAAGAGUUGUCACAAAGGAAUGCUCAGUGUCUUCCUAUGAUGAAUUGCCUUUUUCCCAAUCGCACACAUUGAUUUUCUGCCUUUUAUUGUUUUGAUCCCAUUGAAGAUCCACUCAAAUGCCAUAGCGCCAUUCCUCCCAGUCACACUGUUGUUACCCCAAUCAAUGUGAACAAUACGCCACGAGGAGGCAUACCUACAAACACCCACAACAAUGACGCACGUCACAAAGACACGUCUUCACUGAUGCCUCUCUCCUGGUGUCAAACUGUCAAAGUUAGAACUGGCUUGACUGAUAGAUUGACGGCACUUUUUUUUCAAUGCCAGCUUGAGCUUCACCCAAACCUCAAGGUCUGAUUCAUGGCUGUGAUGCUUCUACUUGGCCUUGCUCCAGAAGUGCCUUUUCAGUGGGUGACCGAUCCGACAGGAGGAUCUAGGUUGAAAGCUGGCAACAUGGCAGAAAAUGUCAAAGUUUCGUGUUAUUAAGAACGUCUUUGGGGCUGAUGGGACGUUGGAUUAAAAUACAUUUUACUUGAGGUGCAUGGAGGCACUUCUUGGAAUCAACAGCGUUGCUCCAGAUGCAAGAGUAAAAAAUAAUUUCUGAAGUUUACCCAAAUUACAAAAAUUCUAUCGUCACAGCACAAACAUCCUAUUUGUCUGUCCUUUCCAGCUGUGUGGAGACUGGAGUGUCUUUGUCUUGAGUGUGUUUGUCAGACAAAUGAGAGUAACGCUCUCUGGCGAUGUGCAUCCUGUUGGCAAUUCCCUCGAGCGUGAAAGGCCAAAGUGCCACGGUAAAGUGAAGUCUGCCAGGCUGUGUUUACAUGAAGGAGUGGGAGAUAUAUUUAUGUAGUUUAUACCACAGCACUAUUAGUUGCUUGUUGUCGGUCUCUCCUCCUCCUCAAGCAGAAUUAGAUUGUCUGGUCUUACGGUGUUCCCUAGCAACUGUUAUAGUUCCCUUCUCGUUUACAAUCCUCUCAAUGUAUGUGUGCCCACGUUCGCCUAAAAUUGUCCCUGAUCUGGCAGAAAUGUGUUACGCAAUCAACCUCUUUUUUUUUUUUUUUUUUGGCCGAUGUAAGUGGAUUUUAGGCAGUUGACAUUGUAAUGCACAAAAAAAAAAUCAUCACAUUCAAAUUUGCUCCUGUUUUCAAGCUCCUUCAGUUUGGCACGCUCUGUUUAUUAGCUUAACGUCUGCCAGGAUGUGCCAUGUUCUUAAACAAACAGCGCAGCAUGCGAGGAAAAGUUCGUACAAGUUGUCUCACCUUGUUUUUCGUCAUGGCUCCGCUUUGUUUUUAAAUGCUCUGCAAGUGUGAGAAGCUCACCCAAUGGGCUUUAGAUGCAAAUCUAUAAAAACGGUUAUGUAACAAAGAGACCACUCCUAAACGGGAUCUUAAUCUUGGAGGACACAGUAGCUCCAAUGACACAAACCAGCAAAUAAGUCCCCGAGGGGUUAGAAGUGUGUGUGUGUGUGUGUGUGUGUGUGUGUGUGUGUGU